AUGUCGAGUGCCUCAAGCCCGCCGGACGAUCCCAACUGGGCUUUCCUUUUCAGAGGUCCACGAACUAUCGACCUCAUCGGAGAUUAUGCCGGGGACGAACUGUUCAUCCUGGAGGGGGACUCGCUCCUACGCCACUGCUUUUCCGACGAUCUGCUAGACUUUGACCUCGGAUUUCAGCUCCUCCAUGCCACCUACAUCGUCGAGAGAUUUCUCGCACAACUCCACCAGAGGAAAUGUCACUUUCACAUCGUCUUCUUCUCAUCCCAUUCAGAGGCAUGCAUCCCACAGCACAGCAGCGCGGAUAACCGGUCGAAGUACUGCCUAGCUCGUGAAGUCAUCCUGCAACAUCUGAGUCGCCACUUACCAGAGACUAUCCCGUCCAUGCACAUCCGCUGUUUCGAGACGUACGACUGCAAGGAUUUCAACGACUACCUUGUGGCAACCCGUGCGUACUUCAUCAUGUGUCAUGAUGGGGAAGAUCUAGCGAUCCACCACCAGCCUUGCGCCGAGAAAGCAGAAAAUUCUGAUGCCCUCUACAUGUAUGAUGAGGAAAAGCACACCACCUCGGGACCAGACGGUGAGAAUUCCUCUGGGAAAGUACGACCUAAAACCGAUGCGAAGCCUAAUGAAGCCGCCUUGAGCAACUCCGCUACGUUCCGAAGUUUUAUCUCUUGGUCCCUGUCUCGCGGCUAUACAGUCUCGCUCAUCAAUAGUCUCGAGUUUCGGGAUACUAAGGUCAUUUCUACGAUCCUCGAGGGAUCGGGUUUGUCUAGACAGCAGUCGUUCGAAGAUCAGGAUGUUGACUCGAAGUCUGUGCACGGUAUGAUCUCUCAAGCGAGCUCAAAUGGCGAGACGUAUGCGGCUAACAUGUGUCCUCCUGCCACAGUGUCCGACCCUGCGGUCGGUUCCCCUGCAGGUCAGCCAAGUGAACGAAUCAAGACAAAUUUCAGGAGAAUUUACGAGACUGUCCCACGUCCGAGCCUAUCCCAGCGCGAAUGGGCUGUAAUAUUCACUCUUAGUGCUUUGGGAGAAACUGGCACACAAUGUAAGACGGCUGACAAAUGCAUGGACGCUAUGUUGCUACACACGGCAAUUCUGUCCGAGUGUCGACUGUGUGACCGCCCAUGUCAACUCGAUGCCUCUUGGCCUGGGGCGGACUUUCUGAGACGGUACAACGAUAUGGCGCUUGCCGUCUUGCAGUCUCCCUUCUGGCAAGAAGUCACUGCGGAGAAGCAUAUUCCCCGCGACUUAAUCGAUGUGAUUGACGGAAGGAUCUUUCUCGGAACUCUGAACAGAAAUCAGAACUCGAGUUCAUCAAUGCUUGUCAGCCCUACGGUAGUGGCGAGAUACAAUCUCCUCGUAUCAACACUCAACAAGAUCUGCGCACAAGAGAUUGCCAGAACCAUCAUGACAGGAGACGGUGUCAUUAACCCCAUUUUGGACAAGCACCUGGGACCCAUUUCAUUGGACAUUGUACCUUCCGCUGUGGGAAUUUCGAGUUCUGCACGUUCGAAACCGUUCACGGAGCGAACCCAUUGGCAUAAUGCCCGCCGUCCCUUGGACGUGAAGCAGCCUGCCGCACCACCCGAGAAGAUUCAACGUCGUCAUCAGCGCUUGAUGAGAGAUAUCAGGCAGUAUGCUCUUAGUCUCACAAAUGCGACCGGAGGCAUCUUGCAGCCCGAAAAAGUGUUUCGAGAUUCGAAGGGAAGUGCGGAUCGCAGACCUACAAGAAACCAGGAGAAUACCCGUCGUCCCACAGGACCCAAUCCAUCAUCCGAGAUUCAGGACAGGCAGAUGAUGUUUAUCAAGAAGCAAAUGGAAGUGUGGCAGGACCAGCGCCGCUGCUUCGAUAAAGAACCAAGUCUUGCCCAGCGAUACGUGAACGCAAAGUCCUACCUUGAGGGCUUGUCAGAAGAGAAGCGAUGUCAUUUAGAAGCUGAGAUUUUAACAUACUUGAUAAGCACCCUGGCUGGUCUUUGGCGCAAGCGAUGCGUUGCCGCCAAGAAAAGCCAGUCAAUGCCGAUAGUGGCGCUCAUUUGGCAUACAAUUCUUCAGAUCACCAAGGUGCAAGUGGGAGUCACUAAAGACAUCGUCCGGUGCAUCUCGAAAAUUUCGAUAGCACUAGGCCUUCCGGAUGUCAACCUAGUCCCUCAUGGGAAUCAAUCCCUGACAUUCGAGUUCGCGUUCCCGGGAGCCGAUUCUGAGGGCUUACACAUAGGAUUGUCAUUUCGUGAGUUUCAGCUUCUCCAUGCAGGCCCUUUUCUCGAUCGCAACAUGGAGUCAGCGCUAGAUUCCCGGGUCAGGGGCUUUGCGCCUGACAGAUGGCAACGAGAGAUCCUGGAUCAGAUAGAUGCUAAGGCAAGUCUUUUUGUGGUGGCUCCUACCAGUGCUGGGAAAACAUUCAUAUCGUUCUAUGCGAUCAAACAAGUUCUCCAAGAUAGUGAUGACGGAGUCCUAGUGUAUGUCGCACCCACCAAAGCCCUUGUCAACCAAGUCGCCGCAGAGAUCGAGGCUCGAUUCACCAAAGCAUACAAGCACGCUGGAAAGUCUGUUUGGGCCAUCCACACCCGUGAUACUCGAGUCAACAAUCCGACCAAGUGCCAGGUACUCAUCACUGUGCCACACAUUCUUCAAAUCAUGCUUCUUGCGCCGGGUAACGCAAAGUCAUGGUCCUCUCGCAUAAGGCGAAUUAUCUUCGAUGAGGUGCAUUGCAUUGGUCAAGCCGAGGACGGCGUAGUCUGGGAACAGCUACUUCUUUUGGCACCAUGUCCUAUCGUCGCACUUUCUGCAACCGUCGGCAACCCCAAAGAGUUCAGCGACUGGCUGAGCCUGACACAACGGGCAAAUGGCUUUGAGCUGAAAACAGUGGAGCACAAAGUCCGCUGGUCGGAUCUCAGAAAGUACAUCUAUCGCCCACCAGUCAGGUUUAACUUUGAUGGCCUCCCGGGGGCCGCAGUGCUUCCAGUCCUCGGUCUAGAUGGAUGUGCUGACAUGGAGUUCAUACACCCCGUGACGAGUUUGAUCGACCGUUCAAGAGGCAUACCAGACGAUCUUUCACUUGAGCCCCGCGACUGCUUGAAGCUCUGGCAAGCAAUGGUCAAAAAUCAAACAAAGGAAUUUGCUCUUGAUGCCUCUCUAUCUCCUUCAGACAUGAUGCCGGAAAUCAUGACCAAAGCUGAUGUUUUCCCAUUCGAGGCUAGAUUGAAAGCAGUUCUUGCAUCAUGGAUGAGAGACGGCAAGUCGCCGUUUGACGCUGUGGUGCAGGAGCUAUCAGAGAACGCUCUCAGCAACAAGAAAGCUGAUAUUCAUCCUUCAUCGACUGCUAACAGUCACGCGAAACUGGUCGGCCUAGAAACCCUGCUUCAUACGACUCUACCGCUCAUCUGCGCCCUCUCCGAGCAAGGCGCCCUUCCGGCCCUAUUUUUCAACUAUGACCGGAGCUGGUGCGAGAAAAUCUGCCAUCACAUUUGUAGCGAGCUGCAGAAGGCUGAAAGAUCUUGGAAAGCGUCUGAUGCAGAAUGGAAAAGCAAACUGGCCCGUUUUCAGGCAUGGAAGAAAUCCAGCUCGACUCGUGCCAAAAAAACCACAAGCCACAAUGCCAACAAAAUGUCACGGGCAGACCGACUUCGAGAAGCUGCUUCAGAGGAACCCGACUGGUACGCGUCUUUCGACCCUGAAGAGCCGCUUGAUAGAUUCUCUCUCGCCAAUGGAAGGGCGCUAUCGAAAUCGGACUUCGAAACAUAUGCCGCGGAGCUAGAAUCCUUUGGUGUACCUGAAAGAUUCAUCGACGCGCUGAGACGUGGAGUAGGAGUUCACCAUGCAGGUAUGAAUCGCAAGUACCGCAGUGUGUGUGAGAUAUUGUUUCGGAAGGGGUUUCUGCGCGUCGUUAUCGCCACUGGCACGCUGGCGCUGGGUAUCAACAUGCCCUGCAAAACAGUCGUAUUUGCAGGCGAUACGGUGUUUCUGACAGCGCUCAACUUUCGACAAUCUGCGGGACGGGCAGGUCGCCGUAGCUUUGAUUACUUGGGUAAUGUCGUCUUUCAGGGCAUCUCUGAUCUGAAAGUCCGUCGCCUCAUGAGCUCCAAGCUGCCUGACCUCAACGGACACUUUCCUAUCACCACCAGUCUAGUUCUUCGUCUUUGUAUCUUACUUCAUGAUUCGGACCAGGCUAUCCUCGCAAAGAAAGUUGUUGACUCGAUCCUGUCAAGUCCGCGCAUUUACCUUGGCGGGCCAGAGUCCAGACAGACGGUACUUCACCAUCUACGCUUCUCGAUCGAUUACCUCCGGCGCAACCAACUCCUCAAUGAGACUGGAGUGCCACUCAACUUCGCCGGCGCGAUUUCCCAUCUUUACUACACCGAAAACUCCAGUUUUGCUCUUCACUCUCUCCUCAAAGCGGGAUAUUUCCACCGCUUGAGCAAGCAUCUCUAUGAGAAUCCUGAACGAACCCUCCGCACCUUGAUGGUAGUCAUGUCGCACCUAUUUGGCCGCCAACCCCUUCAUCCCUCCGUCAUCAAGCGCCACCAUAAACGCCAGAAACAGUCAACCUCGGUGGUGGUCCUUCCACCCCUUCCCCGUCCAGCUGAGCGAAUCCUGCGGUACCACAAUCGCGAGACCCUGGACAUCUACUCCACUUACGUCGCUACCUUCGUUGACCAGCACCUCCACGACCCAGAUGAUGUGCUUCCAUUGACCAAGCUGAAACAAGGCGGCAUGACUUCGAUUCCUCAAUUCACCGCCCGUGACAAUCGCACAAGACCAGCAGUCAUGUGCCCAACCCAGGCGGCGAUCACAUCAGCCUUCGUCGCCCUCUCCUGUCCUAACCCCCCCAAGACCAUCGCACACCUCUGUAAAUCAGUGCGUCAGGGUGUGUGGCUCGAACAGUCCGUUAUCCCGCAUGUGCCAGUUGAGUCGGACGGAGAGGCAGGCCCUCUGAAUGCGUAUCUGUAUGACUUCUUCAAGCAUGGCAACAAGUCGGCGCUGGAUAAAGAAAACAUGAUUCGGCGAGGUGAUCUGUGGUUUAUGUUGAAUGACUUCUCUCUGAUACUAGCGACAAUUGUCGCGAGUCUCGAGAAUUUUCUGAAGUCGGAUGCGAAGGCAUCAGUGGGGGAGCCAGAUGAUUUGGGAGUUAUGGGGUGCGGGGAUGCGCAGGAGGAGGUGGAUGAGGUUGACAGUAUGGCCCAAACUGUGCUGCCCGGGAGGGAGAAGAACUCGAUGGUGAAGCAAAAGGCGAAUGAGAAAGGAGGCAAGACUGUUUUCGCCGCUGACUCAGAGGAAGAAAUACCGAACAGUUGGGAGGAUAUGAUGGACGAUGAAACCAAGAGCAAUGCGGAUACUGUUCCAGCUGGUAUCGACGAGACAUUGCACACCGACCACGACGAGCAGGGCCAAGUGGAAGUAUGCCAGCAAAUGGACGCCGUGUUCGACCAAGAUGGAUUGCAACGAGUUCUCAAAAUGUUUCAGCUGUUGCGGACGGAGUUCGAUGCUAAGUUUAAGAAGAUGUGGGCUUAGGGAUCUGUGUUUCAUUUGUAGUUUGAUUUGUGUAGUGUAAAGUGGAUGUAUAGGGACUCGGGUCAUUUUCAUCAACCUGAAGUGAACAUACACGAAGCAAGUACCGGUAUCUGGUGGGUGGGAGUCGUCAACGAUGAGGCGUAGCCGAGUGAUAUCUGCAGGUGGCGAUGGGUCCCGCAUGUCGGUCUGAGGCCACAGGUAUGAGCUAGGCAGCUCUGAACAAUAGAAGAGGCGACUAGCUCAGCUUUGAUACCCUUCCUUCUUGAAUUCAAGACAUCCCU
Aspergillus aculeatus ATCC 16872 is the source of this 5792-nucleotide messenger RNA. Its product is annotated as putative DEAD/DEAH box helicase. Gene Ontology annotation, molecular function: ATP binding; nucleic acid binding. Gene Ontology annotation, cellular component: cytoplasm. The coding region runs from base 1 to 5511 and encodes 1836 amino acids. The transcript has 5 exons. Lineage: Eukaryota; Fungi; Ascomycota; Eurotiomycetes; Eurotiales; Aspergillaceae. The record is from RefSeq and is a predicted model, not a curated record.